Molecule: messenger RNA, 1145 nt
Organism: Morone saxatilis (striped sea-bass)
Lineage: Eukaryota; Metazoa; Chordata; Actinopteri; Moronidae
Product: mitochondrial fission factor
Exons: 5
Coding region: 1-612 (203 amino acids)
Biological process (GO): positive regulation of mitochondrial fission
Cellular component (GO): peroxisome; mitochondrial outer membrane
Source: RefSeq, a predicted model, not a curated record
AUGCCUCUUCCUGUAUGCCAGAGUCCCAUACGGAGAUCUUACAGUGACCAAAGCUUUGGCAGGACACCGCCAGGCACACCGACACAGCUGAAACAGGCACUGGCACUGCCCAGACACCCAUCCAGCUUUCGAUGUUCAGGCCGUCUUCUCCACCAGCAGUCCACUGCUUAUCUUUCCUCUCAGACCAGUGAUCCUCAGGCCCAGGCCCAGCCUCUCCUCUCCUCUCCCCUCAGCCUCCUGUCUCCACAGUCUAUUCUGCAGGCGGCCAGGCAGCUGGGCCUGCAGGCCUCACAGCGCCUCCUGCAGACCGUCAGCCAGAAAUACAGAUUUAGCAACCAAAAGAAGCUGCCACCAGCCAGAGUCAUGACCGAGGUCCCUGCUGCAGCACACGUGGAGCAUAGCAAGAAAAGGGCAAUUGAGAGCUGGAGUCCAGAAGAAGAGGGCGGAGCUGCUGUCGAGUUUAUCAUCCUCAGAAGACAGGUGGUGAAGAUGAGUCGCCGGCUGGCAGCACUUGAAAGGCACAGCGUUGAGCGGAGGAAUACCGAAGUUGUUCUGUUCUCACUACUUUUCUCCGCCUGCCUGCUCAACGUCUGGCUGUGGAUCCGCAGAUAACACAUACUCACUGUAUAUGCACCAGUCAGUAAUCACGCAGCGAGAAGUUAAUAAAGUGGCACAGAGAGCACAUUAGACACCCACAGAAACAGUCUUUGGAACCCACUUUGGCUUUAUUGAGUCAACACAAUUUUUUCUACUCGGGGAAACUCUGUUUCGAUCAAUCACCAUGACUGUCCUCAUUUUUCAGAGUUCAGAGGAAUUCUGGAAAAUGUGUGUGAAUGCUAAUUAAUCACAGACUUACAUAUUUGAGGGUGUAUCAUACUGUCCACCCUGCUGCUCUCUUACGGAAUUAAGGCCUAAUGUCAAACUAAGUUUUAACGUAAUUUUGGCCCAAUCUGUAACCUCAAGGUAACCCCUGAAAGAUUUGAAAUUUGGCCUAAAUUACUUAGUAAAAAUAUCCUCACUGACAAAUGUAAGCAUUCAUGCAGACACAUAAAUACACAAACAGUACUUGGUAAAUACUAUAGCUUUCAAGAAGCUAUGGUCUUAGGUCUCAGGUCUCAGUGAAGAGAAUGUAAGACUUAAAUGUA